AUGGCUCUAUCUACAGUAGCCACUGUCUCUUUCGCUGGCUCGUUGAGCCAGUCACAAGCAGCCAAUGGGCAGCUUUCAUCCGGAACCAACCUAUUAGCUCCACAGCUGCUCAUGAUAAAUUAUCCGUGCUCACGAGACGAACCCGCGAACCGGCGCUCAGUCGCGGUGAAGGCGCUCUUCGGCUGGGGCAAGCCCAAGGCCGACCCGCCGUCCAAGUCUCCCUCGAAAAAGUCACCUCCGGCUAAGGGAAAGGUGUCCAGAGCCUCGUGUAGCACCUGCAGGGGCACGGGCGGUGUGGAUUGCCCCGUCUGCAAGGUAAUGCACUGUUAA
Molecule: messenger RNA, 330 nt
Organism: Closterium sp. Naga37s-1
Lineage: Eukaryota; Viridiplantae; Streptophyta; Zygnematophyceae; Desmidiales; Closteriaceae
Source: the annotation of a GenBank genome assembly